Solea solea (common sole) is the source of this 9733-nucleotide messenger RNA. RefSeq names its product nuclear receptor corepressor 2 (gene ncor2). Gene Ontology annotation, biological process: negative regulation of transcription by RNA polymerase II. Gene Ontology annotation, molecular function: transcription corepressor activity. The record is from RefSeq and is a predicted model, not a curated record. NCBI's taxonomy places the organism in Eukaryota, Metazoa, Chordata, Actinopteri, Pleuronectiformes, Soleidae. Bases 362 to 7762 code for a protein of 2466 amino acids. The transcript is spliced from 47 exons.
AUGGUCUCAGCAGCGGUAACAGCAGCAACAGCAGUAGCGGCACAGCUCUGGGAGUAAUACCAGACUACCGUAUUGUGCAGCUCAAAACCGCCUGCGGAACAAAUGAGACAGGACGCUUGUCUUUCUUUUCGUGUGGAUUAAUUCAGGGGCGAGACACCGAGUCGAAGGGAGUGGGUUCUGUAAGCGAAAUUGGACCGACUGACGAGGACUGGGACAUUAGCCACUGUAGGAUAACAGCGCCGAAUGGUUCCUCCUGCCCCGCCGCUAAGGUUUCUGGCUAAGAGAAAGCAGCUGAUAAUGCCCGGCAACUGCUCUGCAACCACACCCACUUCCUGGUUGUAGAGGAAGCGGCUGUGCCAGCAUGUCCUCUCACCCCCAAUCUGUGCCUCCGGGCCGGAGGACUGGACUGGACACACGGCACCUGCCGAACCCCGCCAGUCUACCGCUGCAGCUGCAGCGGGCGCACACGGAAGUGGGAUUGGUGGACUACCACUCUCAUGCCAGGGAUUACAGUUCUCACCUGGCCCAGCCACAUCGCCGCCGACCGUCCUUACUUUCAGAGUUUCAGCCUGGGAAUGAGAGAGGACAAGAGCAGCAUAUUCGCUAUGAACACAUAUACCUGCCAGAGCCUAGUGCCCACUCCGAGGUGGAGUACGCGGAGGUUAAGCGGCCUCGUUUGGAGAUGGGACAGGAGUCCCUGAUUAGGUCCUCGUCCCACCGGCCACCUUUGCCUCUUGGAGGGGCUGAUGAUAUGGCAAAGGAUCGUGGGAGUGCCAUGGGGAAGCUGGAACCCAUCUCCCCCGUGAGCCCCGUCCACAUGGACCCUGAUUUGGAUCUCGUUCCGGCUCGCUUCUCCAAGGAGGAGCUCAUCCAGAACAUGGACCGCGUCGACAGGGAAAUCACGAUGGUGGAGCAGCAGAUCAGCAAGCUGCGCAAGAAACAGCAUCAGCUGGAGGAGGAGGCCGCAAAGCCUCAUGAGCCAGAGCAGCCCAUCUCUCCACCACCCAGCGAGGCCAAACACCGCAGCCUGGUGCAGAUCAUCUACGAUGAGAACAGGAAAAAGGCAGAAGAAGCUCACAGGAUACUGGAGGGACUCGGGCCCCGGGUCGAGCUGCCUCUGUACAAUCAGCCCUCUGACACCAAGCAGUACCAUGAGAACAUCAAAAUAAACCAAGCGAUGAGAAAGAAGCUCAUCUUGUACUUCAAGAGGAGAAAUCAUGCUCGCAAGCAGUGGGAGCAGAAGUUUUGCCAGCGCUAUGACCAGCUGAUGGAAGCCUGGGAGAAGAAGGUCGAGCGCAUUGAAAACAACCCACGACGCAGAGCCAAAGAGAGCAAGGUGCGGGAAUAUUACGAGAAACAGUUCCCCGAGAUCCGCAAGCAGAGAGAGAUGCAGGAGCGCAUGCAGAGCCGCGUCGGGCAGCGAGGGGGAGGGCUGAGCUCGUCUGCCGCUCGCAGUGAACAUGAAGUCUCAGAGAUCAUUGAUGGAAUAUCAGAGCACGAGAACACAGAGAAGCAAAUGCGGCAGCUGGCAGUCAUCCCUCCUAUGCUGUUCGACGCCGAGCAGCAACGCAUCAAGUUCAUCAACAUGAACGGACUAAUGGACGACCCCAUGAAGGUGUACAAGGACCGGCAGGUUAUGAACAUGUGGAGCGAGCAGGAGAAGGACACUUUCAGAGAGAAGUUCAUCCAGCAUCCCAAAAACUUUGGUCUCAUUGCAUCUUUUCUGGAGAGAAAGACUGUGGCUGAGUGUGUGCUGUUUUAUUACCUCACCAAAAAGAAUGAACACUAUAAGAACAUAGUGCGGAGGAACUACAGGCGCCGUGGAAGAAGCCAGCACGGCCAGCAGCAGCAGCAGCAGCAGCAGCAGCAACAGCAGCAACAGCAGCAGCAACAGCAGCAGCAGCAGCAGCAGCAGCAACAAGUGAGCCGCAGCAGCCAGGAAGAGAAGGAGAAGGAGGAGAAAGACAAGGAGGGAGAGAAGGAUGAAGAGAAAAAUGAAGCUGAGGACAAGGAAGAUGGAAUGAAGGACGACACCUCUGGAGAAGAUGCCGAGGACAAAGAGCCCGCUGUGUUCAAGGGUCGACGCACAGCCAACAGCCAGGGCCGCAGGAAGGGCCGCAUCACCCGCUCCAUGACUAGUGAAGUGGAGGAGACCACCACGCCGCCCCUCAACAAUGAGCUCGCCAAUCUGGAGAUGAAUGAGAGCUCUCGCUGGACUGAAGAAGAAAUGGAAACUGCCAAAAAAGGCCUUCUCCAGUAUGGUAGGAAUUGGUCCGCCAUCGCCAAGAUGGUGGGAUCAAAAACCGUGUCACAGUGCAAGAACUUCUACUUCAACUAUAAGAAGAGGCAGAAACUGGACGAGAUUCUGCAGCAGCAUAAAAUGAAAUCGACCCAGGAAAAGGAGAGAAAAGCCCGCCGCCGGGGCAAGGCCCCGCAGAAUGAGGGGGCUAGUGCCCCAUAUGCUGCAGAGGAGGAGGAGAUGGAGGGCUCAGGAGCCAGUGGCAAUGAAGAGGAGGCCCCUGAAGAUGGAGAAGGUGGAGCAAACAACAGCUCUGACACGGAGAGCUUGCCUUCACCGCACUCGUCCGAGGACAGCAAGGUGAAAGAGGAGGGCUCGAGCAAGUCGAAGGCCAGUUCCAAUGGCGGAGACAAGGAGGCUGCCGCCGGGUCAGACGUGGGCCAGGCGGGGGACGCAAAACCUCCAAUCAAAGAAGAUACAGACUCGGCUAUCAAGCAGGAGAUAAAGACUGAGACGGGGGAGCCCAGCAAAGAGCAGUUUCAGCCAGCACCACCUAGUGAUGCCGCAGAUAAAAAGCCUCCUGCUGCAGAAACGGAGGAAGUCAAAAGCUCCACUAAGAGUUCCAGGAAGGAGCAUGGGGCCAAAACAGGCUCCCAUGGUGACAGUGACUCAAGUGCCACUUGCAGUGCUGAUGAAGUCGAGGAAACGGACACCACCGAUAAGAGCAGAAUGACUUCUCCACGGCCAAGCCUGCUGAACUACACUCACGACGGCGUCAUAUCCUCCCCGAUGCAGAAGCCCUUGGACCUGAAGCAGCUCAAACAGAGGGCUGCAGCUAUCCCUCCUAUGAUGCCAGAGGCCUCCAUGCAGGGCAAUCAGCGGAGUGGAGGUGGCAAGGCAGUGCUGCCCCCACACGCCUUGGCAUUGUACCAGCAACAGAUCACCAUGGCUCAUGGGGAAUCCUCCCAGGAGGUCAAACAGCACCAGCAUCAGCAGCAGCAGCAGCAGCAGCAGCAUCUUCAUCAUCAUCAUCAUCAGCAGCAGCAGCAACUUUCAGGCCAGCCAGGCAAACCGCAGCCUUACAAUCCGCAGAUGGAAAGAGACCUGGAAGCUCUUCACAGCAGCAGCCCUCGCGUUCGUCCACGUAGCCCCUCCAGUGACAAGGAUGACCUGGAAGGCAACGAGAUGUGGUUACUGACCCUCCUGCAGGGAUUAAAAAAGUCCAGAGCUUUGUCUCCACAUAGUGAGGCCAAGAAGCAGGCACUGGGCCCGGAUGACCUAAGGACCUCUAACCUGGGGCGCCCCGUUCUCUCACCAUACCCAAUGUCCCCACGAGACAUGGCAAAGAUCAGUCAUGACCAGCACUUGCUCCACUUCAAUUCGUUCCAGCAAGCAGGCCACAGUUCACUGCCUGGUCUGGCACCGGACGGUGGUAGACUCGCUGCGGUGAGACCCCUGACCAUGCCCGAGCCACCACCUCUCAUUUCCUCCACCAAGCCAGGGGGCUCCAUCACGCAGGGCACUCCAGUCCAGUUGCACAGCCCAGCUCAUGGGUUGGACCAUGGGAAGAUGCCCCCCACACAAAUAGGGUUGUCUUGGAUGGAUCAGAGGAAAAUGGCAGGUCCUUACCCUGUGGUGAAACAGGAGCAGUUGUCCCCUCGUAGCUCGUCCUCUCAAGCUGAUAACCUGUCCACCCAGGGAACACCUCACGACAGUGCUCCAGGACGAGCUGUUCAGGGCGGCAGUAUCACUAAGGGCAUCCCAGGGUCCAGAAUGCAUCCCGAUUCCGCGAUCUCCUACCGAGGAGGCUCCAUCACUCAGGGGACGCCGGGCGAUGUGCUUUAUAAGGGUAUAAGCCGCCUGAUCACAGAGGACAGUGUCAACCGAGCCGAGAGGGAGCGAGAUGAGGCAAUGUCUAAAGGCCAUGUGGUCUACGAGGGCAUCAGCGGACACAUUCUCACAUAUGACCGCAGUGCAUCUCAGACUCCUAAAGAUGAAGGCCGGGGCCCUGGGCAGCCCGGGGAAAUCAUGGGCCUGAAACGUCCUUAUGAUGCUAUAGAGGGAGGCAUCUCCAGAGGACUUCCUAUGAGGGAUUCUCUGUCUGCUGCCAACUGUGAAGGUUUAAUUGGUCGAGCCAUGCCUCAUGACAGAGACAGUCCUCACCUCAGUCAGUACAAGGACGCUCACCACAUCCGUGGGUCCAUCUCACAAGGUAUACCUCGCCAUCUGGACCCUCAGGAUGGAUACCUCAGGAGAGAGGUCAAGCAGAUGAAGAGAGAGAACUCCCCACCCCGUGGGCCCAGUUCUCUCUCUGACCCAAUGAAGGGCAGAGAGGCCAUGGUGCCCACUGUGAAGGAACCUGGACGCUCCAUCCACCUCAUUCCCAGGGAGGAGCUCAGGCAGCCUGCUAAAGACGGCAUCAUAACACAGGGAACACCCAUGAAGCAGGAGUCGGCUGGUUCAGGGAAACGUCACGAUGUCCUCUCCAUCAUAGCUAGUUCGCCGCGCUCUUACCAUAACGCGCCCUCCCACCUGGAGAUGCGCGCCGAGCGGGGCCGCUACGAGGAAGCACCGAAGGGGCGACCCAGCGCGGUGGUCAGUACGGCGAGCACCAUAGCUCGCUCCUCUCCCCUUACUCUUGGGUCAGAACAAGGAGGCAAGGCUCAUCAUAGCCCAGUCGGUUACGACGAUAAAAGCAACUUAAGGACGGCUUACCCUGGACCCUCCCAUCGUGGCUCCCCUUUGUCCAGAGAGGCAGGCCAAAGGCAGCAUGAUGCUUCCAGUAAGAAUCCGCCUCAGGAGCGUAAAUCCACACCGACCCCCAGGGAGAUGAGUGCCACCAAAUCGCCGCUCCCCGGUGUUCCCGACCAACAGGCUUACGAGCGUCUGCUGCAGGGUCUUGGAGCCGCAGACGUGUACCGCCAAAUCCCCAUCGCCUUUGAUCCUUCAGCGCUGCCUCGGGGCAUCCCUAUUGACCCAGCGGCCUAUUACUUGCCUCGUCACCUUGCCCCCAACCCGGCUUACCCUCACCCCUACCCCUACCUCAUCCGCGGCUUUCCCGACACCGCCGCCUUGGAGAACCGCCAGACGCUGCUCAAUGACUACAUCACAUCGCAGCAGAUGCACCAGUGGCCCCCAGCCGCUGCCAUGGCUGCCCAGCGCUCAGACCUGCUCAGGGGUCUGUCUCCACGAGAUCAGCCCCUGCAACUGCCCUACUCUGCUGCCCCGCGUGGGAUCAUCGAUCUUUCUCAGGUGCCACACUUGUCACCUGUCCUGGUUCCUUCCUCUGCAGGAGCAGCCGGCUCCCCCAUGGAUCGCAUCAACUUCAUCCCCGGGGGAGCCGCCACGUUCCCUGGCAGGCCUUACACCACCUCCCCAAUUUCACCAGUUGGCUCCUCGCACAAGAUGCAAGGCACGCAGUCGUCCUCGGAGCGCGCAGAGCGAGAGCGGGAACGCGACCGGGAGCGGGACCGCGAGAGAGACAGAGAACGGGAGAGAGAGAGGGAGCGUGAGCGGGACCGGGAGCGAGAUCGCGAGCGAGAACGCGAGAGGGACCGGGAGAGGGAAAGAGACCGGGACCGAGAACGAGAGCGGGACCGGGAGCGCGACAGGGAAAAGGGCGGAUCUCUUGGAAAUGUGGAGCACGCCCCCAUCUGGCGACCAGGUACAGAGCAUAGCUUGACCGGCGGUAGCAGCAGCACUGUGAGACCUCCUUCCCAACCUUAUAGCCACCAGCACUCUCCAGUGUCUCCUCGUACCCAGGAAAAUGUGCAGCAGAGACCGAGUGUCCUGCACAACACCGGAGGCAAAAGUCUCUCUGUCAGCGAACACUCCGGCUCGUCUGUUUUACGGUCCAUGCCCUCGGGGCCUACACGCUACCAGAGUUAUCCAGGCCACCUCCAAAGGACAGGUGUUCCCCCUGAGACCUACCCACCUGUCAUGGACUCAAGUGUUGCCAAAGAGCAGAGCCGAGAUGGAGGCAAAAUCCGCGGUCUAAACAAGCAUGUGCAAGACCAGCAUGGAUCUGCCAUUAGAUCAGACCCAAAGCUGUCCAGCCCCAGUCCGGGAUUAUACCCAGGUUCCUAUGCCUCGGCUUCAAGCCGGCCCCAGCACCUGCUGCCUCCCCAGUCGGAUAACCCACCUGGCCGCGGAGAAAGUGGCACACCUAGUAGGGAAAAGACUCAAAACAAACCGAUGUCCAUUCAGGAACAAGAGCUCCGAGCACUCGGUAAGACCACCAUGACUGCGGCCAACUUCAUAAACGCGAUUAUAAUGCGUCAAAUUUCUUGUGAAACGGGGAUGCCAGAGACGGGCUCGGUUGUUGCCAGCAGCGCCACUGAUGCUCAACAGAAGAUGGACCCUCACGGCCUGUACCGUCCUCCGUCUGAGGAGAGGCUGUCCCCGGGCCAGCAGCCCUCCUGCGCCAAAGGGAGUCAGAGGGUGGUGACCCUGGCACAGCACAUCAGUGAGGUGAUAACUAAAGACUACACCAGGCAGAGCCAGCAGCAGCAGAGCUACCAUGGCUCCCCUGUCCUGGACUUGACCCGUCCACCCAGUGCCUCUCAGCCCCCGCCCACGUCACAGGAGAUGGCCCAAGGACAGCGCUAUCCCGACGGCCUUGGCGGAGAACGCAGCCGAGACCAGUCGCCUCCUCAGCCCAAGACAUCGCCUGUUAGUGUGUCCAACGACGGCAUUGAACCAGUGUCUCCUGCUGGAGCCGGCUCUGAACCCGACAUCCAGGGAGGGGCCUCUUACCCAGUCGAGCAGGGAGAGCAAGGAGUGGGCUCCCGUUCCCCUCCCAACGCCUCCCAGCCUCCAGCGUUCUUCAGUAAGCUGACGGAGAGCACCUCGGCCAUCGUGAAGUCCAAGAAGCAGGAGAUGAUCAAGAAGAUGACGGUGGUCGGCAACGACAGUGACUUCAACACUGGUCAGCCCGGAACAGAGAUCUUCAACAUGCCGGCGUCCACAACUGCAGGACCCGUGAGCGUCCGCAGCCACCCUGCUCCCGAGACCCCGGGUAACUCCAUCGGCCUGGAGGCCAUCAUCAGAAAGGCCUUGAUGGGCAAAUAUGAUGAGUCUGACGAUCGGACCAGUGCAGCUAACAUGAUGGGCUCCGGUAUGUCUGCUGAGGACUGUUACUCACAAGGAGGAGCAAAGUCCUCAAAAGGCAGCGGGCGCUCCAACGGCCGCAAAGCCAAAUCCCCAGGACCAGGUCUGUCAGGGGGGGAGAGGCCGUCCUCUGUGUCCUCUGUCCACUCUGAGGGAGACUGCAACCGGAGAACUCCCCUCACCAACCGCGUGUGGGAGGACCGGCCUUCAUCCACAGGUUCAGCUCCGACUCCCUUCCCGUGCAACCCGCUGAUAAUGCGUUUCCCCAGCGGCACGGUCUCCGCUCCCUCUCCCUCCUCCGGCCAGCAGGGGAGCCAGGGACAAGGCUUAGGACCAGGACAGGGCCGCUCCUGGGAGGAGGAACCCAAGCCUCUGCUCAUGUCUCAGUACGAAACCCUGUCUGACAGCGAGUGACCCCAAAAAAAAACGCUGCUGCACGACGACGACGACAAUGACAGAACCGGUCAACGCAGACACACACACACGUUCGAUAAACCUACGUUCACCAUUCCACGCUUCAUUUCCUCCACUUUUUCAGUCCACUUUUUCACACACGAGGCAGCGAACGAGCUGGGACACUUGUGUAACCGCGUGUGUGUUUGUGCUUCGGUGUGUCACUCCAGGAUGACUCUAAAGGACAACUCACCUUUCUGUGUCUCUCUUCCUUUUUGUUGUUUUUUUAACUCACUGGCCUUAACAGUAGAGACACAUCCACCUGCAUCUUCUGGGUGCACCGUGCCGAUGUGCGGACACUUGUUUGUGUGGAAGCGGAUGCUGCGCUUGUGAGCCGGAGACGACAUUCAUCACAGCGAGGACCCUCUCACGUUUCUUCGCGGUGAACUUAGCUACCACUAAGAAAACCCGCGUGUUUUUUCCUCCCUUGUUUUCUUUCUUUGACCUGGUUUAAAAUUCAGUCCAGUCCUGUGUUUGGAACGUGAGCUGAGACCUUGAGUACAUUUUAAUGGUGUCAUUUGCUGUCUGUUAUCUGCAAUGAUGUAUCUUUUUUGCUUGGGGACGGGUGGGGGCGGGUGGGGGUGGGGCAACGAUUGUUAAGCGGGAGGGUGAACGCGCCCUGAUGUCGUCACAGGCUUGGAGAGAGCAGCCGAGGCCCGGCGACUCCACAGCGAGGACUUGCCGGGAGGGGACGGCACUGAGACAAGUGACACUUUCUCACUGUUUUUAUAUUAAUCAUGUCUGUGUUUGUUGAAAGCGUUUUUUUUCCGAAUAUUAAGCACUUAGUCGUCAGUCUGUUCACAAUGGCAUCUGUGUUUUUUCCCUGGAGCAGGUGGAAAAAAGAAGAAGAAUGAAAAAAAAAAAGGACUUAAGAACGGCGUAGAAUUCCCACCGCGGAGGCAUCUUUGAGCACCUGCCGGUUUAUUUUGGUCUUGGCAGCGACGUUUCCCAGCGCUCUUGCACUCGAAGCGACAAUCUCAUCUUAGCGAACGACGGAUCGGCCGCUCGGAGCAGGCGCAGACCGACCUUAAAGCUGCUCGGAGGCCGGACUCCUCUGCGUCGUGCGGGGGUUAAAUAAAAAAAAAGCCAUCUUUCUAUGAGCCCUCGGUCCACGGCGACGUCUAGGAGCUGGUGUCACGGUCCGACCUCUGACCUUCAACUGCCUAGUGGUGGACCUGAGCCUCGACUCCUCAUCCAGGCAGAUUUUGUACAGUUAUGAGAUAUUUCCUAGUGUUAAGUGCCAUUUAUUUUACAUAUACAGUACUGAAGUUACCAACCGGCGCACAAGUUUUCCCCCCAUACCCCCACACCAGGGUUAAUACUGCUCAUGCAGGGAAUUUUGAAAACAAACAGAAACAACAAUUGAAUCGUCCUUUUUCUUUUUGUGCUGCAUUUUCUUUUCUUUUCUUUUCUUCCAAAUCCAUGAAAGCCUUCGCUUUGAACAGUUGAGCUCCAUCACCCUUUUUUUGUAUUUUAAAGGCGGGAUUAUUUGUGACUCUGUGCAGCCGGGAGCGGUUUUCUGCCUCCUGACUGCACGCGGGAGCAAAGGCCGUUUGAGCGUAUGUAGUCGUGUUAAGACGGACUCACGUCUUUCCUCUAUAGUCUUUUUUUUUUUUUUUGUUACAGUGGAUUGUCACAACACACACAUGAUGACUGUUAAAUGACUACCUCCUCUUCCUCCUUCAUCCUACAUAAACCUGCAGAAAUCAGCCAGAUCACAUCGAUUUUUUUUCUAGUAAAAAAUUGCAGCCAGGCUUUAUUAUUAUUAUUAUUAUUUUUAUUAUUAUUCUUUUUUACAUUUGUCUCUGCAUGUUAGUAAUGAUCCACUGAUGAAAAUUGACGAUUGUGACGAUGAACAGACUAAGCCAUAUCCAGCUGUGUCCCCUGAAGUGAUGACAGACCAAUAGGUGUUUUUAAAAAAAAAAAAAGAAA